AUGGAACAGCCUACUGAAGACAUCCCUCAUUGCCAUCAUCACCAUCACCACCUGCAGUACCAUACUCACCAUCAUCACCAUGGCCCUCUCCAAGAUGUUCCAAGGUCUAUAGGACAACACAACAAAUCUCAUUACGAACCGACAAGGAUGUUGGAUUACGCCUGCGGUAAUGGUGUGGCAUCUCGCGCACUCGCACCAUUCAUGUCCACUGUUAGAGGCUUGGACAUAUCACCAGCAAUGGCAGAACAGUACAACAAAAUGGCACUCAAAGCAGGAUAUACCCCAACAAAGAUGCACGCGAUACAAGGCGACAUGAUCGAACCAGAAUCGACGCCAUGCCCAGAACUCGACACGCCUGCAUUUUUCAAUUUUGAUUUAAUAGUUAUGUGCAUGGCUCUCCACCAUAUUGAGGACCCGGAUAAUAUGAUCUUGCAGCUCUCUAAAAGACUGAGGCCAGGCGGACUUUUGCUUAUCAUUGACUGGGUUUCUCACUCAGACAGUAAAGGUGGCGAAGGCGGGACCUGGAAAAUGGAUUUCUCAAAACUCAGUGUUAAUAGAAUGGGAUUCGAAGAGGACGAGGUCAAGACUGCGUACGAUAAAGCUGGACUGGAGGAUUGGUCUUGGAAAUGGACUUCGACGCCAUUACAGGUGCCUAGGGAGAUUGGAGGCAAGCAGCAAUUAUUCUUUGCUAGAGGAAGAAAGCCUAGUACUUGA
This is a messenger RNA of Fusarium venenatum, 714 nucleotides long. The record is from RefSeq and is a predicted model, not a curated record. NCBI's taxonomy places the organism in Eukaryota, Fungi, Ascomycota, Sordariomycetes, Hypocreales, Nectriaceae.